AUCCCAACUCACUCCUCCGGGGACACCUUAGUUAAAUGGAAUGUCUCAGAGGAGAAAUCGGACUUUGCUAGACAUGGUCCGGAGCAUGAUUAGUCUGACAACAUUGCCAGAAUCAUUUUGGGGAUAUGCAUUGAAAACAGCAGCACACACACUCAACAGAGUUCCAUCUAAAGCUGUCGAGAGCACACCAUACGAACUAUGGCGUGGGAGAAAACUGAGUUUCUCGUACUUUAAGAUUUGGGGCUGUGAAGCUUAUGUAAAACGUCUCAUGACGUCUAGUAAGUUGGAGCCUAAAUCUGAUAAAGUAAUUUUUGUGGGAUACCCCAAGGAAACUAGAGGGUAUGAGUUCUAUCAUCCAUCCGAUAACAAAAUCUUUGUUGCUCGGAAUGGAACCUUCCAUGAGAAGGAGUUUCUUUCUGCUAUCACUAGUGGGAGAAAGGUAGACCUCGAAGAAAUUCGAGAACCACAAGAAGAAGUCCCGAUAGUGUUGGAACCUGAGCAAAGAGAUCAAGAAAUUGAACCUCAAAUUGCUCAAGAUAUACCACGUAGGUCAGACCGGAUACGUAAUCCUCCGGUCAGAUAUGGAUUUCUCAUGUCUGAUGAAG
Cuscuta campestris is the source of this 605-nucleotide messenger RNA. NCBI's taxonomy places the organism in Eukaryota, Viridiplantae, Streptophyta, Magnoliopsida, Solanales, Convolvulaceae. The record is from the annotation of a GenBank genome assembly.